AUGACGAAACCACGAUACAGUCUCUCGAAUACUUCCGUUGCAAGCAGCGUUACUACGAUUUGCACCGCCAAAUCGACAUCGACUACGACUCCUGUGUCUGACAGACCGCCUUUGCGACGGACCAAAGCCCAACGUCAACAAGUACGAUAUCAACUGGCUAAGGUUGCUGAUCGCGAAGCCACCACGGAUCCUGAUUGUACAACCGCCACGUCGCAAGAACGGUUUGUUGCCCAACCCCUCUCGUCUCCUUCUCCCAGUCGGCGAGUUCGCUUCACGGCGUCUACCAAACGACGCGAGUCGUCGCCGGCGCAAUCUCUGUCGCAGCAGUCGCAUUCCUCGUCGUCCACUUCAUCAUCUGCCGUUCCUACUCUCCCAAAUUUUCGUCGCAAGCGUUCCCAUGACUCUCGACAAGGCCUGUGGAGUGACGACGCUACCGUCGAUGGCCGCAUCCCACAUAAACCGCCACGCCCUUGUGGCAGCCUCUCCACAACGCGCAAGGUUCUCCGCGGGGCCGGCAUGGAUGUUUACGCCGUGCAAGAUUCCGGGACCCACCAGCUCUUGUUGGACGAAUGCUUGUUUGCCUGUACGAGUAUUAGAGAGGCUUCGUCGCCUCGAGCGGCCUGGGAGGCGGCCGUGCCCCUGGCUUUCACCCUAGUCCGGAAACAGUCACGACGCCAAUUGUGGCAGUUCAGCACAAGCCACGAAUCGACGGCGGCCUUGUCGGCGAUCUUGGAUUUGUGUGGAACCGUUCCGACGCUGCAUACGCGAUGGAAUCGGAAAGACCCGUUCGUGACCGCGUUUCGGGAUGUCUUGGGUAUCGUUGCGCACUGUCUUUCGUUGGACUGUACGCUGUCGCCGUACGCGAGUACGAAACAAGCGAGUAAAUUUCGGUACCAAAUGUUGGCUCAUCCGGACGCUUUGCAAGGACUACUCAGUCUGGUUUUGGCCGAUCCAAUUACGCACCGCUGCCGCGGUGCCGCAGGAGACGAGGCCGCCAACACGGACAAGGGUGGGACCGCGGACGCAAUAGCAUCAGAUCGUUUACCAGGAGACAUUGGGGAGUCGGUUGUAUCCCAGUCGGAUACGGGACACCACAACUAUCUUCACGAUACGCCCGCUUCGCAGUCGUCUACAGGUAGUCUGGAUCCUACCAUGGCUGGUCGUCGACGUCGCCAACGGCUCCGUACUCAGCAAGCCCAGCCAGUCGGUUCUCCUCAUCGCCGUCUGACCACAUGUCCCGAAGAAUUCACGCCCCCCGCGUCGACAACUGAUUCCGCCGCCCCCAGCGAGUUGCUCAGUUUUGCCUCCCGGUCCCCCGGGGGCGACUCGGUCGCUUCCAAUGACAGCGUCUUGGUGCAAGCGCAGGAUCAGAUGGAUCAGGCGACUGCGCGUGUGUUGGAUACGUUGAAAGACAGAGACCGACACGCUGAAAAGCACCCGCAUUCGUGUGGCAACGACGUGUUGACCCACCCGCUCCAGUCCGUUCCAUUACUUGCGGUCCAACGCAUUGUUACGGGCAAAGCCGACGACAACUCGAAAUCGUGUAUGGAUGAUGAGAGCGUUACAGAUCAGCAGGAAACGAAUUGGGAUCCCUCCCAGACCAAAGGUAGCGACAGACAACCUGAAGACGACGACGACGCCAACCCGCUUUUGCGGACGAAUCGGCUCCUUGGUGAGAACGGAGCAAUUCCAAUGUUGGCGCAAGCCAUGGCGGAGACACUGGUGGCGGUCACAGUGCUAGUAAGGGAUCCGCACGCGUGUGAGGGGUGUUUGCAGUAUUUGCACAUCCGCGUUGCGACGUUGGCGUCGCUGGUGGACGGGGCUUGUUUACUGAAUGACCGCAAUCGACAGGCCUUUUGCAAGGAAGGAUUUACCACCGAAUCGGGAGGUUGUUUAGUCGUGUGUGUCUUGUACGUAUUGGAGUCCUUGCUAAACGCGAACGCUCUGUGGCAGGCCGAAGGUUUGUGUGGUGAAAUCGGACUGGAAUGCUUGCGUACGUUGACUUCUCUCACGCACGAGAAUGAAGUAGCGACUCGUGAGUUAGCCGUGGACUACCGAGAUCUGGGUUGGAACAAGAACACGCGAGGUUUGGAUAUUUUGGCUCGAGUAUUGUGCUUGGCAGUGACAACCAGUGGUCAACCGAGUGGCACAGAAAAGUUGCGAUACGAUGCCGUCAUUUUUUGUCUGAAUACGCUGACAAACAUUGUCGAGUGCGGUGGGAAUCUAUCAAUGAUGGCGACACUCACUUUCCCUGUACCGGUUGGCGACGACUCGGACCAUAUGUUUCUAUCGUGGUUGACGACGUGGCUGGUAGGCGAAACCGGUAGCUUCCGCGAGGCGGUAGUGGCGAGUACGUUGGGCAAUGCGCAGAGCAAACACGCGGAUCGCAAACUCGAGAAUGAAGAAGACGAGCGUUUAGUAACCGCCGGCAACGGCUUUGUUCUCUUGGCUUGCCUCAUGCUUCACAAGAAUGGCGAUACGCAAGGUACAACGCAAGUGCGGGCCAUCCGACAGAUGAUUUUGUCCAAACUGCCAGGCGACAAUGCGGGGGACAAGGUAACGUUCGUCCAAAACACUCUCACGGCGUUUUGCAACUUUUAUCACUAUUCCAUUGGAGAUUUGUCCGUGGCUGUCGUGGCACCGGUGAAAAAGCUGAUUGCCGAGCUGGGAGUCCUGUCAGAAGAUCAGAGCUGGUCCCGUAAUGUCGACACACCAAAUUGGUAG
Molecule: messenger RNA, 2724 nt
Organism: Phaeodactylum tricornutum CCAP 1055/1
Lineage: Eukaryota; Bacillariophyta; Bacillariophyceae; Surirellales; Neidiaceae
Exons: 1
Coding region: 1-2724 (907 amino acids)
Source: RefSeq, a predicted model, not a curated record